Molecule: messenger RNA, 723 nt
Organism: Striga hermonthica
Lineage: Eukaryota; Viridiplantae; Streptophyta; Magnoliopsida; Lamiales; Orobanchaceae
Source: the annotation of a GenBank genome assembly
AUGAAACUAUGCUCUGAGGUGUGCAGUUUGAUUGCAAAUUUCUGGUGGGCAAAUGGUGAUUCUCAUGCUAAAGGUCUGCAUUGGGUGGCUUGGGGUAAAUUGGCAGUUCCAAAAUGUGAGGGAGGCUUGGGUUUCCAAGAUAUUAAAUUGUUCAAUAGGGCCCUUAUUCUGAAACAGUUGUGGAGACUUAUUGAGUACCCGGAUCUUCUUAUGUGCAGAGUUCUGAAAGAUAAGUACUUUCCUCAUUGUUCCUUUUUUGAUUGUUCUCUAACCAAUGGAGCAUCUUGGUUAUGGCGAUCUUGGUUUUCUUUGCUGCCUACUUUGAGGAACAAGGUUAAUAUUACUAUCCAGAAUGGGGAAAAGACCAAAAUCAAUGACUGUAACUGGGUCCCUGGGUUACUGAAGGGAACUCCCUCUCUCAGAGCUGAUAUAGAUGGUAACUUGUUUGCUGUGAAGGAUCUUUUGAUUGCAGGAGGAGCUCUUUGGGAUUCUACUCUUGUUAAAGCCAUAUUUGAGGAUGAAGAUGCAUCUCUGAUCCUUCAGAUUACUUCUUUAAAUCCUGAUGCAGCUGAUAUUUGGAAGUGUGAUUUUCUGGACAAAGGCAAGUUCUCUGUUAAGAAAGCAUAUAGAUCUUUAUUGAGGAAUAAGAUUGCUGCUGGGAAUGAUGCCCGGAGCCAUAAAGCUCUAGAUUUCACCCUCCAAUAUUGCUCCUCAGCCUGGUGA